This is a messenger RNA of Cucurbita pepo subsp. pepo (vegetable marrow), 2136 nucleotides long. RefSeq lists its product as uncharacterized. NCBI's taxonomy places the organism in Eukaryota, Viridiplantae, Streptophyta, Magnoliopsida, Cucurbitales, Cucurbitaceae. The record is from RefSeq and is a predicted model, not a curated record. Gene Ontology annotation, biological process: rRNA processing. Gene Ontology annotation, molecular function: protein binding. Gene Ontology annotation, cellular component: nucleus.
AUCGCCGGUCGAGACCUGUGCUUUCAGGUAAAAACCGGAAACCGAACAGCAAGAAAGUCUUUUUUUCCUUUACCUAAACCCUUAAGUAUUUUGCUUUGCCCUACCCGCCACCGCCACCGCUACCCUCUUCCUUCUCUAUCAUUCGGCUUUAUAUGGAAGAGCGCACCGCCAUCCUCGGCUAAUCUGGAUCAAACGAGUUGUUUAAUCGAUUGCUGUAAAACUUGUUAUUUUCUUCUUCCUCAAUAAUUAUUUGUAGCAGAGAUUGUUGCUGCAACUUUUCGAAUCGAAGCUCUGUCACAGCCACCCUCCUUUCUCUAAAUCUUGCUGCCCUACCCGCCACACUCCUUUCUCUAAAUUUUCUUGCGCGACAAAUCCAACCCUUUAUUUGUAGAAGAGAUUGUUGCUCAGAACUCUGCAGAACAGAAGAUGAUAUCGGCUGUUUCGUGGGUUCCUAAAGGGGUUUGUAAGCCUCUUCCAGUAGCGGCCGACCCUCCUUCCAAGGAAACUAUUGACGAACUACUCAAGAGCAAGGAUGUCUUGGAAGAGGAUUCCAGCAAACAUAGCGAGGAUGAGGUAGAUGAAGAAGAUAUGGAUGUUGAAGACGCCAAUGAUGAAGAGAUUGCUAAUGCACUAGCUGUUGCACAAGCACUUGGAAAAUCUUCCGAGACCACAAAGUCAGAAACCAAAUAUGACGAUAUCGCUGAAGGUUUGAAGGAACUUGACAUGGACCAUUAUGAUGAUGAAGAUGAUGAAAUUGAGUUAUUUACCUCCGGGGCUGGAGACCUCUACUACAAAUCUAAUGAUAUGGACCCAUAUCUCAAGGACGAGGAUGAUGAUGACUCUGAAGAUCUUGAGGAUGAGACUAUCAAACCAACAGAUGCGGUCAUAGUUUGUGCAUGUAAUGAAGAUGACGUCAGCGCUCUCCAGGUGUGUAUAUGUGAAGGAUAUGAUGCAGGUGAUCCUAACUUCUAUAUUCACCAUGAGAUAAUUAUUCCAGCAUUUCCUCUUUGCACUGCUUGGCUAGACUGUCCUCUGAAGGGUGGAGAAAGAGGGAACUUUAUUGCAGUUGGUUCAAUGGAACCUGCGAUCGAGAUAUGGGACCUUGACAUUAGGGACGAGGUGCAACCAUGUGUUGUGUUAGGUGGAAUUGCUGAGAAGAAGAAGAAGAAGAAUAAGAAGAAGGAAAAGAAAACAUUAAUUACAUACAAAGAGAACAGCCACACGGAUUCAGUACUUGGACUUGCUUGGAACAAGGAAUAUAGGAAUAUACUUGCUAGUGCAAGUGCCGAUAAGCAAGUCAAGAUUUGGGACGUAUCUACUGAGAAAUGUAAUAUAACUAUGCAGCAUCAUACAGACAAGGUCCAAGCUGUCGCAUGGAAUUAUCAUUCGUCACAAGUUCUCCUUAGUGGAUCUUUUGAUCAUUCAGUAGUUUUGAAAGAUGGGAGGAAUCCUUCCCAUUCAGGUUACAAGUGGCUAGUUACAGCAGAUGUGGAGAGCUUGGCAUGGGAUCCACAUACAGAGCACAUGUUUGUGGUGAGUCUAGAGGAUGGUACAGUGAAAGGUUUUGACAUCCGGAAUGCCACCACAGAGACUAGUUCUGAAUCAAAAGCAAGUUUUACUCUCCACGCGCAUGAGAAAGCUGUGUGCUCCGUUGCUUACAAUCCCGCGGCACCUAAUCUACUUGCAACUGGAUCCACUGACAAAAUGGUUAAAUUAUGGGACUUGUCCAAUAAUGAACCUUCAUGUGUGGCAUCCACGAAUCCUAAAGCAGGAGCUGUGUUUUCGCUUUCCUUCUCAGAAGAUUGCCCCUUUUUUAUGGCUAUUGGAGGCUCCAAAGGCAAAUUGGAGGUGUGGGAUACAUUGUCUGAUGCUGCAGUCUCUCGGAAGUUUGGAAAUUACAGGCAGCCGAAAUCUUAAAUUGUUAAUUUAUGGAGUCAUCAUAUAAAUGUAGUUGAGAAAUAUUUGGUCGUGUAGGUAGUUUUGGGUUUUUUUAUUUUUAUUUUUUUGACAUGUGGGCUUUGUCCAAAUUUUGAAGUUGUUUGAGUUUGUUACUGUUUCCAUUCCCUGUAUUUUCUUGUGGCUGGGCGUUCGUAAACUUGCUGAGUAUAUAUACCCCCCACCUUUGAAUUUGUUGGA